Messenger RNA from Ixodes scapularis (black-legged tick), 1829 nucleotides. RefSeq lists its product as uncharacterized. The transcript has a single exon. The record is from RefSeq and is a predicted model, not a curated record. The coding region runs from base 12 to 1829 and encodes 605 amino acids. Lineage: Eukaryota; Metazoa; Arthropoda; Arachnida; Ixodida; Ixodidae.
UGAAAUUCGCCAUGAAGUCUGCUGUCGUUCUCGCUGCCAUCUUCUUCGUAACCAAACUUGACUCGGCCGAAGAGUUGACCACCUGGACAGACGUCCUCCGAGACCCGGUCUUCGUACGCUUGGUGACGUUGGUGACGAGAGGAAGACUGCAGAUUCUUCUGUCCCCCCAAUGUCUCGACGAUCACGGUCCAGAUGUGGGACGCCUUCUACGACGGCUACCUUUUCCGGUGAAUAUCGCUACAGAAUCCCAACAUUGCGGUCCCGACGGGUACUGCCAUCGUAUUUCGUUCUCGACCAAUAGUCUCCUACUAAUAUGGUGCGAACACCACAACCUGACUCGGGAAAUGCUAGAGCUGCCGUACACAAACGUCAUCGCUUUACUUUCCGAUAAGCUUCGCGCUGAGAUAGUCUCAUUUGAUGAUGAGGGUUUGCUUCGAGAUCCACGCUACAAGAAUCUCCAACACCGUGGCGUCUACACUGUAUUUCGAAGUGGCAGCCGAAUUAUGCUAGCGAAAGGCGGGCAAGUGGAAUGCUUAUCCUGCGGCGAAAGUUCACAAAUCGCGAGCUGGACCCCUCGACUGUUAGAGCAGCUCCCUCUGAACGGGGCACAGCUGAAUAUUAGUUGCGUCUACCCUAUACUUUGUGAGCAUCCCACGUAUGACACUCUCCUCAAUACCUUAAAUCACAAAAAUGCCAGUUUUUUGCAGACGUACUACAGUAGGCUUGGUUACAACAUGAGAUAUUUUAGCCCCGAUUACAUCAGUGUUACAAAUGAAGUCAUUUUACACUUGGAAAUAAGGCGCGUGUGGAACCUCUAUUUUCCGAUAAGAGUACGACCGCAUUCUUAUAUUUCAAUCGCGCUUACCUUGUUUGCGAAGCGAAGGUACCCUCUGCCGAAAGAGGUCGUCCUUAUCCUUCCCUUCACUUGGCAUGUCUGGACAGCCCUGCUGUGCGGAAUAUUUUUGAGUGCGUUCGUGAUAUUUGUUACGCUCAGGAACAGCAAGAAGUUGCUUUCGAGUGCUCACGCGGUGGUGUUUGCACUGGUCGCCUCAUUGCUCCAGCAAAGCGACCAACUCUCCUGCAAGCAACGGAGAGAUUUCUCCACAAGGCUCCUUUUAGCUCUCUGGAGCGUCAUGGGUCUCGUGCUUGUUACAGGAUACAAGGGUUCACUCACGGCACUGUUGAGAGACGUACCUCUUGAAGCCGAACAUCCGACCUUUCCGAACCGCAGUAGUACUUAUCAGCAGGGAUGUCUCCUCCACCAUUUCGAAUUUAAGGAGAUACUGAAGAACACUUCAACAGAGGAUGCCGCCAUGAUCGUCAAGAAGGAAUAUUUGAGACUGAGGAAACAUAAAUUAGUUCUAGACAAGAAGUAUUUUCCCGUGGUGUACGAGUUUAUGGGUCGACAUACCAGCACCAUUCACAAAGGACUCGUUGAGUUCGACUACGUUCCGACGGGGGAACCACUUUUUCCCGACGUCACUGGACCUGAGAUCAUGUACGCAUCGCCGUUCAGAGAUGCUGUCGCUGCGACCGUUGGCCAAGCGCAAGAGUCGGGUCUCUUCAGCAGGGCGGAAGCUCUUCAAGACUUCAAGAUCAAGUAUCGAUCCUACAGCGCCGGUGUCUCUUCGGAGCCGGAGGUAUUAACCCUGGGCGACCUGACGCCGUUUUUUCUCAUCUGGUCUGCGGGACUCGGUUCUGCGGUACUCGCCAUUUUGCUUGAGGCGCCUUCGGCUAGCUUACACGCCUUGUGCAUAAAGCGCAGAACCCGCAAACGGCGUACACAAAGACUGGACUUGGAUCGUUGGGCCUGCCACACCAACGCCUGA